This is a messenger RNA of Dreissena polymorpha, 4234 nucleotides long. Its product is annotated as voltage-dependent calcium channel subunit alpha-2/delta-2-like. The record is from RefSeq and is a predicted model, not a curated record. Gene Ontology annotation, molecular function: voltage-gated calcium channel activity. The transcript has 25 exons. Gene Ontology annotation, cellular component: voltage-gated calcium channel complex. Lineage: Eukaryota; Metazoa; Mollusca; Bivalvia; Myida; Dreissenidae. Bases 130 to 3897 code for a protein of 1255 amino acids.
CGGAAAUUUACGAUCACAAGCGAAGUUAUCAAUCGAUUGAUUCAGCGUCUGCAGUCGAGAGACAUGUCCAAAGCAUACUAUUGAAAACGGCAGGUCGAUAUUUCUGGCAUUAUUUUUGGAGCCAUCACCAUGGUUACCAUGACCUGGUUGCUAGGGUAUCUGUUGACCAUAGUAACCAGCUGUAAAGGUGGCCGAUUUCCUGGUGAAGAGAAAUAUGAGGUCGGAACAUUAGAGGGAGAUGUGCAAAACUGGGCGGUGCUUAUUGAAAACUACAUUCUUCAGUUAGCGUAUGAUGGUAUCAACCAGCACUACACACAGGGUUUCCUGGACAAGGCUAUGUACCAGCCACACACAAAGAAAGGGGAAGACAUUGUACGCAUCGUCAAGGACAAUCUAGCAGACUACUUCGAGCAGAAGAAACUUGCUGCAGAGCGCCUAGUGAAGCAGGUGCAACUCUUGCAUGAUCAAUUCCUGGAAUCAAACGCGAGUGCAAUGGUCGACAAACUUUCACAUCUGCCUCAGGAUGUUUAUGCUGACACUGACAUACCUGAGCGACUGCCACCAGAGAGAAAAUUUUAUCCGUACUUCAAGCAGCAAGUCAGCUGGGAGCAGUCGGCUGUCAAAAUUGCAGAUGAAGUUCCUCGUGAUGACAUAAGCACAAUCAACUCUGUUUUCUUCACUGCAAAACUGGACGAGCUUUUUAAAGAGAACCAGAAAAUCGACCCUACACUGAGGUGGCAGUAUUUUGGGUCAACAACAGGAAUGGUGCGCUUGUAUCCAGGUCGGGAGUGGUCGACCAACUUCGCAGGGUUCUACAAUGAUUACGACCCUCGUGUUCGUCCCUGGUACAUUGCGGCCACCAGUGGACCUAAAGACGUUAUCAUCAUUCUGGAUUGCAGCGAUUCCAUGAAGGGGGAGAAAUUUAGUAUAGCGAAAGGCGUAGCAAAGACCGUCAUCAACACGCUUACGAAGCAAGACUACGUGAACGUGAUCUGUGCCAGGGCCAGCUACUGGGACGAAGUGGGCAAGUGGCAUUUCUACCAGACAACAGUUCUCAGCUGCCAACAGGAACGCAUGGUUCCUGCAACUAUUGCUCACAGAAAGGACCUCAUACGAAACAUAAAAGACUUGAAACCAGGUGGAACCAGUGAACUUGAGAGUGGUUUUGGGAGAGCUUUUGACCUGCUGAGGAGUAACCCAAGAACAGGUUGUCAGUCAGUGAUUGUGUUUGCUACUGAUGGAAUGGACACUGAUGGGGAGAAUGUCAGGUGUGGACCAGGUAAGCAUUGGACAGGUUAUCAGUCAGUGAUUGUGUUUGCUACUGACAGAAUGGACACUGAUGGGGAGAAUGUCAGGUGUGGACCAGGUAAGCAUUGGACAGGUUAUCAGUCAGUGAUUGUGUUUGCUACUGACGGAAUGGACACUGAUGGGGAAAAUGUCAGGUGUGGACCAGGUAAGCAUUGGACAGGUUAUCAGUCAGUGAUUGUGUUUGCUACUGACGGAAUGGACACUGAUGGGGAAAAUGUCAGGUGUGGACCAGGGUACUACACGAGGAGUGGAUAUGUACCGGGGCCAGUGUGUAGAUACAACUGGACAAAAGUGUGGAGCAUUGCUGACCACAAGAACAGCUACUAUCAACCCCAGACGCGUGUCUUCAGUUACCUGAUCAAAGAGGAUGCAGAGAAAUUCCCGGGCAAGCUGGCAUGCAGUCAUGGAGGCAGUCUCCUCAAGCUGGUCACAGGCGAAAACCUCAUCUCUCAGAUGAGUAACUACUUUGAGUUCCUGUCCAGUAACGCCCGCACCACAAAGGCCCUCUGGACAUCUCCGUACUUGGACGCCUGGGGGCUGGGGAUCAUGGUGACCUAUGCUAUCCCAGUCAUCAGUGGCAUCACUGGAAGAACUAUAGGAGUUGUUGGUAUAGAUGCCACUCUUGACAAGAUUGAGAACUUCCUCACAAAGCACCAGUGGGGCACUGUGUACUCCUUCCUUAUCAACAAUCAAGGGGAGACGAUAUUCCAUCCUAAACUCAAACCAAGCACAAAUCUUCUAGAAGACCCGAUCUUCAUCCCAAUCCAGCAGCUUGAGCAGAACAAGAAGACUCUGCCUGAGGAGUUCUCUCUCAUAGAGGAGGCCAUGAGGCAGGGAAAGGAGGGGUCCAUGAGAAUUGAGCGCUCCAUUGAUGGAAAACCACGAACCUACUAUUACGCUGGCCUGAACAACUCAGAGUAUUCAUUUGCUUAUGUGAUUGCUGACACAGAUAUGGAGUUCCUGAGAUCUCAAGAACCCAGCGACCGUUCUUCCUACAAGACAAGUUAUUUUAACCUUCUGAAGCACUAUAACAGCUCCCAGGCUAAAGAAAAGCUUCCGAGCGGAACGUUGGAGAUAAUUGACAUCAAGGAAAAUGAACCAAAAUAUCCUGGUCUGAGAAUCUCAUAUAAAUACUCUACUAUUUUCCUUGCCCCGAUGUCAUAUUGCGAUCCUAUUGAGUAUAUUUAUGAUGAUGAUCUGGACAUGAAGACGGUUGAUGCUCAUCUAUGGAUCAACAGCGAUGAGCCCGACCUUGGUUGUGAGACAGGGAACCAAAAGUUUGAAAAAGGCGUGAGAGCCGAUGUGUUGAUCACUCAGCCCAUAGAAGAGAUCUGGAAGGCCCGUAAGUUUGAAUCCCUGAGCCAGAUCAAGUGGACCAAUGUAGGACUGCGUAGCGGAGUGUUUAGAACAUAUCCAGGGCACAGGUCACGCAGGACAUAUGAUCCAACCAAGCGUCCAUGGUACCGUACAACAAGCGCCCAACCUCACCAGAUCUCCAUCUCCACCCCAUACAUGGACGCUGCAGGUGUGGGCAAGAUUGUCACGAUAUCGCAGGCCGUGUUUGAGGGCAUGAAGGUGAAAUCAGAGAGCGAAUGCUUCAACUUCUCCCGUACAGGGCCCUGGCCUGGGGGCUGCAUGUGCAACCUUGACGUCGACUGCAUUAUCAAGGUGUGUUACCUGAGUAUGAAUGAGGAAGCUGGGGACCACAGGCGUUGUGCAUCAGAGCGUGUCGAGGCCGUGACAGGACUGGACAUCCUGUAUGACGACUUCCAGAACAAGACCAUGGACAGCAUGGAGGCCAGUGACUUCAAGAAGUCCUGCGGUCUCAAAUAUGACUGUCCUGAUGGCGAACCUGGAUGCUUAACCAGGUGCUACCUCUUUGACUCAAAUGCGUUCCUGAUCAUGGACCCAGACUUCCAGACAGCCAAAGACAUCGAGGAGAGAAAGUAUGAGAAGGUGCAGCUGGGGGAGAAGGAGGGGGAGGUGAUGAAGGACCUGGUGUACAAGCACACCUUCAUACGCCGAACAGAGCGGGUCGACUUCCAGGGCUCGUGUCGUAUCACAAAGGAGGAACCAAAGGUGACACUUGAAGGAAUUGCAAAAAAUCCAGAGGAACAAGAUGAUUACAUUCGAAACAAAGGGCCAAUCCCAAAGUUUAACAGCGAGUUUGGCUGCAUACAGGACGUCGUGGGUUACACUGUCAAUGAGUCAGCCUUAGGUCCAAGUGGAAUGGUGACAGGAAACGUUUCUGGCCCCUGUAUGUCUGGGUUUUAUUAUGUUACUACACUUCCAAAGACCAAUCUAUAUCUGCUAGUGAUUGAAAAUUGGAAACAUAACAGGGCGUCACUCUUCUAUAACUUCAACUGCGCAAUCACUAGAAGUGUGGUGAACUCUGGAGCCUACAGGAUCAUCAACGGGACAUGCGACCACAUGGAGUCCUCCACUGUUACGCUUGCGGGCCAGAACAAGUGCCCCUCGCUACGGGAUCUCAAGCUACCAUGUCGCUUUACCACCGGGACCACUCACACCGCCUCACUUGGCAUGAUAGGAAUAACACUGCUGCUGUCUUAUGUACUUUCUGCAACUUAGGUUAAGGAGUUGUGGUAUGAUUGUAUGUCAUUUUAUAAGCAACAUAUAGAAAAUAACAAGUUACAAGUUACUUCCCUCUUGUUUGUAAUAUACUGUAAAACAAUUUGUAUUUAUGGGACAUUUAUUAUCCCCACGCUUUUCAGAGAAAAAGUGGGGAUUAUGUGGUUAUCUCCGCCGUCUGUCCGUCCUAGCCACUAUCUCCUCCUACACUAUAAGCAAUAGAACCUCAUUACUUACACACAUGGUAGCUAUGAGCAUAUUUGCGACAGUGACGGUGACGGAAUUUGGAUCUGACCCCUGGGUCAAAAGUUAUGGGGGUUGGGGUGGGGCUGGGUCA